CCAGUGAACCAUUCAGGAAGGGUGAUGCUUACCCAGCAAUGAGUUAACCAGUUACCCAUUCGCAUCCCAAGUUUGAAUGUCUAUUGACUCUGCUCCAUUGGGUUGCCAAGCCUCCAGAAUUGGCCUGGAGUCUGCAGGAAUCCGCAUCAAUCUCCCAGAGAUUAUUGAACGCAACCCUGGAGACCUGAAUAGGAUAUUUUAAGGAAAUGACAUUACGUCCAUGUUGGGAAAACAGUCUCUUGGAAAAGCUUCAGUCAGAGCUGGUGACCUUACUCCUCCACCAAACCCUGACCGCUGAAAGUGAGCAAGCAAGAGAGCGAGAGUUGGCUGUGGAGAAUUUGCCCAAGGACUAACUUUGCGUGUGUGCACUUUGUUUUUCAGACUUCCAGAGGAGAACUUUCUGGGCUUUAAUUUUACCUGGCCAUGCCGCCUCCAGCUAACACAGGCCUGGCCUACACCCCUCCUGAUGGGGGAUGGGGAUGGGCAGUAGUAUUCGGAGCAUUCAUUUCCAUUGGAUUUUCAUAUGCUUUCCCUAAAGCCAUAGCUAUCUUCUUCAAAGAAAUCCAGGAUUUCUUUGGCACAUCCUACAGUGAGAUUGCAUGGGUGUCUUCAAUUAUGUUGGCCACGACCUAUGGCGGAGGACCUAUUAGCAGUAUUUUAGUGAAUCGUUUUGGCAGCCGACCCGUGGUGAUAUUUGGAGGCCUGCUGUGUGGAGUCGGGAUGAUUUCAGCGGCAUUCUGCACGAGCAUUCUACAGCUCUACAUCUGCAUUGGCGUCAUUUCAGGAUUUGGCCUGGCUCUGAACCUUCAACCUUCAGUGAUCAUCAUCGGGAAGUACUUUUUGAAAAGGAGACCCAUUGCGAACGGCCUUGCCAUGGCUGGGAGCCCCGUAAUGCUUUGCACCCUGGCGCCUUUGAACCAGUUCCUUUUCGACCAUUUUGGCUGGAGGGGCAGUUUCUUUAUUCUUGGGGCAAUUCUGCUGAACUGCUGUGUGGCUGGUGCUCUCUUCAGGCCCAUUGGAAUGGCAGCCAGCCCUGCUCCGAAACAAGCCAUCAAGCACGCUGGACAAGAGCAGCCCAGUAAAAGUCUGGUGGAAAUGGUCCAUCCCAACACGGUCAGCUCGUUGGCUGGAACUGGCGAGAAAGAGGACAAAGACUGCUGUGAGAAGUUUAAUAAAUACCUUGAUUUGUCCCUCUUUAAGCACCGAGGUUUCCUGAUUUACUUGAUUGGGAACGUGCUCAUGUUUCUGGGAUUUUUUGCCCCUAUUGUUUUUUUGGCCCCUUACGCAAAGCACCUUGGCAUUGAUGAAUACUCAGCCGCCUUCCUUCUCUCUAUUCUUGCCAUGGUCGAUAUGGUCGCCAGGCCCGCCACUGGAAUCAUUGCCAACAGUAAAUGGGUGAGGCCAAAGAUCCAGUAUUUUUUCAGCUUUUCAAUUGCUUUUAACGGGGCCUGCCACCUCUUGUGCCCCUUGGCCACCGGCUACACGGGUCUAGUCGUAUACUCCGUCUUUUUUGGCUUGGCCUUUGGUAUGGUUUGUGCCAUGCUCUUCGAAACCCUCAUGGACCUCGUGGGAGCAGCGCGAUUCACAAGUGCAGUUGGCCUUGUCACCAUAGCGGAGUGUUGCACUAUACUUCUUGGACCACCUAUUGGAGGAACUCUUAUAGAUACUUUUGGAGAUUACAAGUACAUGUUCAUCAAAUGUGGAGCUGUGAUGGUCUUAGCAGGAAUAUUCCUGUUCAUCAUGAAUUACUACAAUUACCGGAUGCUGGCGAAAGAGGAGAAGGAGAAAAAAGAGAUGGAAGAGAACAUGCAGAACAGCAAACAUAUAAGGACAGAAACAGAGGAUGGAAAUAUCUGGGACAAAGAAAAGAUGCAGGAUGGGUCUGAGGCAGAACCUUUGAGAGAAGAACUGGGACUCAAAAAAGAAGUGAAUGGCAAAAGUGAAGUUUAAACUUGUUUUAAUGGGUUGACUGGGAUACUGCUGUUUGUGUUUCUCAAAUUGACUGCAACAGUGCCAUGAGUUUAGAUUUCUAAUUCUGCAUUUAUACUAUUUCUAUACUUUGCUUUGUCUGGGACACCCUUAAAGAGAGAAAAAUAAGGCUAGCUUUUUACGAAGUGCUGGAACAUACAGUAAAAUACUUGUUCCUAUAGUGCGGAAGCUCUGCACCAUUUGGCUUUAGCUAUUUCCUGUUCCCAAUAGGGAUCUUAAAAGCGUUGAGCCCACGUGGUUAAGCUGAACUGAGUACCCACUCACUGGUUUCAGGCAGGUUUGUACUUAACGUGGCUCUGGCCUUAUUUUCUUUGCCCCUUCUCACGCUGUUAGUAACGACACUGCUGUUAAUGCUCAUGCGAGCCUAGUGACAGCUUGCGGACGUAUAUGCAGGGGAAUCACUCCGCUAGCUCAUAGGGUAGAUGUAGCCACAGCCAAUGCAAAGCCGUCCAUUGGCUUCCGUGAGCUUUGAAUUAGAUAGUUUUAGAGAGGAAUCUUCCACUGCUCUGGAACCACGUAAGCGCUACUGACAUCAUGGGCUUGAUCCAUGUACAUUGAAACCAACCAAAAGGCUCCCGUUGUUGUCAAUGUGUCUUGGCUCAGGGCUUAAGGGCCGAUCUUGAAGGCUUCAAUGCCGCUCUCAUUUAGCAGCUACUCUUUUGCUAAUGAGGCAUCACCACAGGGAAAAUAACCUAGGCUUAAUACCAGUCAUCUUCAUUUGGAAGCCAUGUUCAGUUUAAAGCAGGGCUACUCAACACACAGCCUGCGGGCCACAUGCAGCUGGAGGCCGGUUUGUUUGAGAGCCGUGGUGCAGUUUGGGUUUACCCGGGGCUCAACACAUGGCCUGCGGGUGGGAACCUUUGAACAUGGCCUGCUCUGGGAACACGCUCCACAACGGCGAGGCAUCUCCCAGGAUGAGUGAGCACUGACAGACGCAAGCAGACAGGCUGGCUGGAACAGACGGGUACAGGGUGUCGGCUUUUCUAGCCGCCAGGGAGGGGUGCCGGGAGUACCGGGGCAUUGUGUGAAAGAAUCUAUUUGCAUAUAUUUGCAUAUAUAUUUGCAUGCAUACGCAACCACACUUAAUUUGCUGCCCUCGGCAUGUGCUGUGAAUAUCAUUGUGGCCCCCGGGGCUUCCAAAGUCGAGUAGCGCUGGUUUAAAGAUUCAGCUAGCGUUGCCAAUCCUCUAGGAUUGGCCUAGAGUCUCACGGAAUCAGCACCAGCCUCCCAGCGAUGAUUGAAAGCCACACAGGAGAUAUUUAAUAGGAUAUUUUAAGAAAAUGACAUGACAUCACGUGAGGGGAGGGAGAGAGGGAGGGUGGAAAUCUUCCGGAAUAGCUUCAGUUAGACCUGGCAACCGUAGACUCAGCUUGACUUAAAGCCCUUGCUUCUGACAAGACCGUAUUCCCUGGUACAUGAUUGCGUAUGUGCCCUGUAGUUGGUAGGCAACAUUGUCUUGUGGAUUGAGCACAGGACCUGUAACGAGGCCAUCAUUAAUUCUAGCAUCAGCUCGACCAACAACAUCCUCGACCAUCAACAUCAAUAACCUGGGAAAACUAAGUAGGAACAAUUAGAGAAUGACUUAUACACAGGGGUGCUGGAACAAUCUGGAUAGCCGGGUGCUGAAAGCUAGUGAACCAAACUGCUCACCAUGUAUAUGAUGGAAACCACUUCAAGCCAAGGGGUGUGGCAGCACUUACACUUAACCUCUACUCCUGACUCGUCCCAUUGACCGUGAGGCGAUUUAUCUGAGUAAAGAUAAGCAUGUGGGCUUGCAGGAUCUAGGCCCUAGUAUGGGAACACCAUUCUAGUAGGAGCAGUAGGAGGAAGACAGCCUGGGGACUGGAUUCGAUGACCUCUCGAGGUCCCUUCCAGUCCUAGUAUUCUAUGACAAAUCCUUGUAUCAGAGGUUGGGGAUGAGGCAGGAGCGGCUCACAGAAUUGGAGAACAGGGCUGAUACUGCAGAAAGAGACCUUCUUAAGAUGGGCUACUCACACAAACGCAUCCCAAUAUCACGUGGUACCAAAACAUCCCAGUGUCAAAGAUAGGUAAAAAAUAUUCCCUAAGGAUAACAGGAACACACUGACCUCCCCUAAAAGAUACGGUCAGGAUGACGAUACAUAAUAGAGAUGUUUUUAUCGAACCAACAUGUCCAAGGUGAUGGCAGGGGGCAGUAUUAACUUGUCUGCGUGGAGAGGCCUGGGCUACACUCAGGGAUAAGUUCAAAUUAAGCUACGCGACUCCAGCUACGUUAGUUGCGUAGCUUAAGUCGAAGUAUGUUAACUUGAAUUUUGGCGUUGUCUGCACUGCAGGAAGUCGAAGGGAGCACGCUAUCCAUUCGACUUCCCUUACUCCUUCUAGAAGCAGGACUACUGGCAUCGACAGGAGCGCCUUCUUGGUUCGAAUUAGCGUGUCACUAGAUCCUGCUAGUUCGAACCUCGGCUGAUCGACUGAAGCUGCAUUGAUCUUAUCUCAAGAGGAAGUAUCUUUGUCCAGCUGAGGAGGGAAUGGAAAAUCGUGCUAUUCACUGAGCCGCAUCCAUUGUAACGGGCAUACAUGUCUUAAUAUCCUUGUAGAAUCUGCCAGGUGCUAGUAUGUGUUUUAUCAGGAAUAAACCUGGCCUGGUGCCUUUGUGCCUUAAA
Pelodiscus sinensis (Chinese soft-shelled turtle) is the source of this 4631-nucleotide messenger RNA. Lineage: Eukaryota; Metazoa; Chordata; Testudines; Trionychidae. The record is from RefSeq and is a predicted model, not a curated record.